Amborella trichopoda is the source of this 1715-nucleotide messenger RNA. RefSeq names its product O-fucosyltransferase family protein. The record is from RefSeq and is a predicted model, not a curated record. Lineage: Eukaryota; Viridiplantae; Streptophyta; Magnoliopsida; Amborellales; Amborellaceae. Gene Ontology annotation, cellular component: cytoplasm.
CUCAAAUCCUUCUCUAGAAACUGAUCCAGAAACUUUUUCAGAUUGAUCCGCUACUUUAAAUGUGGCAACGUGCUAUCCUUACCCCUGGAGAUCCAUUUCGCUCUCUCUUGCCGUAGUGAUCGAAAAUAUUUGUUAGUAGGGAUCAAAUUCUAGGGUUUCUCGCACUAAAACUUGGAAUGGCUGCCUCUACUAAGUGCUAGAGCAAUGGAAGCGAAGAGGUUUCAUAAGGCCAUGACCUUCUUCUACUCCAAGCCAGUGUUCAGUGCUGUUCUCAUAGUUUUUCCACUGGUCUUGUUGGUUAUUUUUCUGUCCGCUGGUGCAUCAAUUUCACAGAGAUACCUUCUUCCCACUCCCCGACGGAUUUUUUCUCCAAUGGAAUGGAUGGGGAAAUCAGAGAUAUGGAGUGUGCCUCGCCUUUCAGAGUGGAGGCCAUGUGAUUGGUGGAAAGAUCAAUAUCUAUUAGCUCUUCCUGAGAGGACAAAUGGCUACAUUCGAGUGGAUUGCUAUGGUGGUCUCAACCAGAUGAGGCGUGAUUUUUGUGAUGGUGUUGGUAUAGCCCGUUUACUUAAUGCAACCAUAGUCCUGCCAAAAUUUGAGGCGGCCGCCUACUGGAACGAGACAAGUGGUUUUGCAGAUGUAUUUGAUGUGGAUUACUUUAUUCAACAAAUGAGAGGAUUCAUAAAUGUUUUGAAAGUGGUGCCAGAUGAAUUGGCCUCUAAAGAACCUGUAAGAGUUGAUUGCAGCAAACGCAAAGGCCCCUUUGAUUACAUCGAAUCUGUUCUUCCUUCUCUUCUUGAACACAGAUACAUCUCCAUCACCCCGGCCAUGAGCCAAAGAAGAGAUAGGUAUCCUUUCUAUGCCAAGGUAGCCCUCUGCCAAGCUUGCUACAAGGCCCUACAACUCACUAAGUCCUUGGAAAACAAAGGCUCCAAGCUUCUCGCAGCCAUACCCAAACCCUUUUUAUCCCUUCACCUAAGGUUUGAACCUGACAUGGUGGCUUACAGCCAAUGUGAGUAUUCUGGCCUCUCUCCCUUCUCAAAGGAAGCCAUAGAUGCAACUCGAGGAGAUAGAAAACCCUGGACGGGUGAUGUUGCUCGCACAUGGAGAAAACGUGGAAAGUGCCCUCUCACCCCGAAAGAAACGGCUUUUAUUCUACAAGCUCUGAAUAUCCCAACCAACACAAACAUUUAUCUAGCUUCCGGCGACGGUCUUUUGGAGAGAGACAGUUUCACUUCUGUGUAUAAGAAUGUCUAUGCAAAAUCGAUGCUACUUGGAGAUAAGGUUUUAGAGAUGCAUGGUAACACAAAAGCUGCUUUGGAUUACUAUGUAUCAAUACAUAGUGAUGCUUAUGUCGCCACUUAUUUCGGAAACAUGGAUAAGAUGGUAGCUGCAAUGAGAGCUGGGAUGGUUUUUUCGAAAACACUUUUCCUUAAUAGGAAGGCAUUUGCAGAGGCAGUUUUUAAUGGACUUAAAGAGAGAGAGCUUGUUAAGGCUUUGUGGGAGGCUCAUAAGGAUGAUUAUGCAGUGGGCAGAGGGUCUGCUUUGCCGGAUUGUUUUUGUGAGGUUGGGUUGUGACCUACAUGUAGCAAAAGUUUGGGAAGUUUGGGAAAAUUUUGCCGUGUUAUAGACGUUAAUUUUACAUUUUGUAUUUUGACAAAAAUGGCUUUUAGGCAUAAUAUUUUCACAGUGCUUUGAAGUGUACAUUUACCCCCAAA